Molecule: messenger RNA, 720 nt
Organism: Oppia nitens
Lineage: Eukaryota; Metazoa; Arthropoda; Arachnida; Sarcoptiformes; Oppiidae
Gene: CSN8
Product: COP9 signalosome complex subunit 8-like
Exons: 3
Coding region: 122-685 (187 amino acids)
Biological process (GO): COP9 signalosome assembly; protein deneddylation
Cellular component (GO): COP9 signalosome
Source: RefSeq, a predicted model, not a curated record
AUUUGUGUUCAAACAUUGCUUUCAGUUGUUUGAAAGACACAUCUGAUGACAGAUUUAUAAAUUGAGAUCAAUUUAAGUGAUAUUUUGUGUCAUAUUUAGUGAUUAUCUUAUCUAACAAGUCAUGGAUUCAACACCCGAUUACGCGACACUCAUCUCAGAUCUGGAGCGACAAGAGUUGCAAUCUGUUGGAGGAAUGGCUUCGCCGCAAAUUUAUGGACAACUUUUGGCCAUUUAUUUGCUUUGCAAUGAUCUACCAAAUGCUAAACUCUUGUGGAAACGAAUUCCGGCGAAUGUCAAGACAGAGAAUCCUGAGUUGUCUCACAUUUGGGAGAUAGGGAUCAGGUUAUGGAAUCGUGAUUUGCCGACAAUAUAUCCAUUGUUGGCCUCAUAUGAAUGGCCGAACCAUCUGAAGAAUGUCAUGAAAUGUAUUGGCGAAACAACUCGCAAAAGAGCGCUAAACUUGAUAUCAAAAGGUUUUACAUCAAUUAGUUUGGAUGAAGUGAUCCAUUAUAUUGGGUUAUCCAAAGAAGAAACAAUUGAAAAGAUACGAAGUCUUGGAUGGACUAUAGAUAUGACAACCAAUUUUGUAAUACCAUCUAAGAUAUCAAACAAUGUCGAAGAAUUGACUUCUAGUGAAGAACAGUUGGCAAAACUUACUGAAUAUGUGGCGUUUCUCGAGAACUAAAUUAUAUUUGUUUUUUAAUUUUCAACAUUUUUCAA